UUUUCUUUUCCAUUUUCUUUCUUCUUUUUCAUUUUAUUUAUUUCAACUAAAGCUAGAAUAGUUGCUGUUAUGUUUCGUUUACCGAGAAUUGUUAAUACUCAUACGUUAAAGGCAUGUAUUCGUCAACCAUCAUACUCUGUUAAGAACUUUCAAGUUAAACAGUAUUCUAUUAUGCAAAAUGUUCGAAAAGAGAUGUUUGCUAUGCCUAAAAAAUCUAUAUCUGAGACUAAGCCUAUGGGUAUAGCGAAAAUCAUUACAUUAGCUGCAUUCAGUACAACAACAACUCCUUUGCUCUUUCAAAAGCCUGUACAAUGUCAAGCUGCUACUUUUGUUAACACUCAACAAGAUUAUAAUAUCAAAGAAAACGAUAAAAUAGCUACUGGAUAUAAGAACACUUCUCUGAUUCAUAAAGGUGAACUUACCUUUGGGACUUUUCUUGGUAUUUGUACUGGUUUUUUAAUUAAAAAAGUUGGAAAGAUUUUUGCAGCAUUUGUGGGAACCGGUUUUGUAUUUUUACAGUAUUUAUCUCAACAAGGUUACGUUACUAUUCAUUGGGAUCGUUUAGAAGGUGGAUAUACAAACGCGUUAGAUUUAGACAAGAAUGGUAAAGUAACUAGACGGGAUCUUCAAUCAAGAUGGCAAAAGCUUAUAAAUUUCUUGACAAAUAAUAUACAAUUUAAAUCUUCUUUCUUGGUUGGAUUUUAUGCUGGUAUUCGUUACGGUUAAAAUGUCUGUUUCAUUCAAAAUAGUGACUGGUGCUUAAUCAAAUAAAUUGUGGCACUGAUUAAGAAAAUAUGAAAAUAUAUAAAUGUGUUCUUUUUUUGGA
This is a messenger RNA of Cokeromyces recurvatus, 826 nucleotides long. Its product is annotated as FUN14 family-domain-containing protein. Lineage: Eukaryota; Fungi; Mucoromycota; Mucoromycetes; Mucorales; Mucoraceae. Gene Ontology annotation, biological process: autophagy of mitochondrion. The record is from RefSeq and is a predicted model, not a curated record. The transcript is spliced from 4 exons. Gene Ontology annotation, cellular component: mitochondrial outer membrane. Bases 70 to 726 code for a protein of 218 amino acids.